AGCUACAGCUACAGCAGCAGCAGCAGACGCAACAGCAGACGCAGCAGCAGCAGCAACAGCAGCCAAUCCCCGCAGCGGCGACUAAGGAAUACACAUACAGCAACUAUCGCGUUUUCGCUUGGAGUCGCAUAGAGCAGUUUGCCUGCUAUAAUAUCAAUAAUGUGAGCAGCAUGGAGCCCUCCAUUGUGACCAGAAUGCAGCAACUGAAUGUGGGUAAGAAGCGAGCGAUGUGCGUGCAGCGCUACGCUUGGCCACAUGUCGCCGCUGGACGUGCGCUGUGCGUGAUUGGCAACGAGCUGACCGGCAAGACGUGGUGCUAUCUGCCCGCGGCCUGUCAGCUGGUAAACAAGGAGGUGCUGCGCCGCAUGGACAACAGCAGCGACUACGGGCCCAGCUGUAUUAUAUUGUGCGCGAAUGUCGGUCAGGGCGAGCAUAUAGCAGACUCGUGUACGGCGCUGCUGGAUACGGCGGCCGUGAAAGUCGAGCGACUGGUGAAGCUAUUCGAUCGCAGCAUAGUGCAGGAGGUGGCGUUGCGUUUGAGAAGCGCCUGCGGCAUACUCUUGACUACGGUGGAGCUCUUGCUGCAGUUGUGCCAGCUGGAUACGAACAAGGCGCCCAUUUUUAAUCCGCUCGCCAUACGCUGUGUGGCCAUUGAUAAUCUGGAUAUUAUGUGGCGUUGCGAUAGGCUGGAUGUCAACAAGGCGGUGGAUUGGAUGCUUAAGCUGCUGCGCUUCGAGCAGCAGCACACACAGCUGAUUAUUGUCGGACGCUUGUAUGUGGAGUCGCUAAUGAAGCGACUGUUGCCACUGCUGCCCGAUCUACUGCUGCUGUUCGAGGAUGAGCUUGAGGCUAGCAUUUACAUAGGCAUCAAGCAGGAAUUGCUCAUCACCAGCGAGCAGCAACGUGAUGAGCAGUUGCUGCAGCUGCUUUUGUGCAAACAGCAGCUGGAACAGCAGCAACCACAACGUGUCGUGUUGACCUGCCAGACCAUUAAGAAUGCCGAAAUGCUGGGCCAGCUGCUGGCCAGCAGAGACAUCGAUAGCUACAACAUUAUGGAUUGUAAGAAUUAUGAGGACAUUAAGCUGUGGUCCAACUCGGAGCGUAAAUUUGUUGUGCUCAUUGUCAGCGAUGAGGCAGUGCCCAAACUGAAUGAUAUGCCGCCCAUAGAUUGCUUGAUACACUAUAAUUAUGCCGUCGGCUGGUCGCGCUUCAAGUCGCGCUUUCGCCUCUAUUAUGGCAAUUUUCGCUUGCAGCGGCAGUCCAGUGCCAUCAUUGCCGUUUGUGUAUCGGAUGUGGAUCCCAUUUGGUACAUUUGCGAUUUUAUGAUGAAACAUGAUCAGCUUGUGCCCGAACCCUGGUUGAAUCUCUUUACCAAUCAACGCACUGAGUCGGAGCAUGCCAAGCCACGCAUCGCUAAGUCCCUCUGUCGUCAGCUGCUUGCGUUUGGCAAUUGCUGUCGACGCUCCUGCCUGUAUCGCCAUAUUCUGUGGGAUUAUGAGACUGCAGCGCCUGCCAAUCAUCCCGGCCAAGGUGACAUACGCUUCUACGUGCUGUUUUGCCUGUCACCUGCCAGAUUUGCCAUUAGGCGCGUCAAAUAUGGAGUCUCAAGCUACUUUCACAACAUGCCCGUUACCAAGCUGGGCGAGCAAAUCCAGCUGCACUAUGAGCAGUCAGAGAAUCGCGUAUUGUUGAGCAAUCCACAGCCCGGCCAAUUGUGCAUUGCCAAGCUCAAUCAGCAAUAUCAACGUGUUUGCAUUACACAGGAGCAUAGCGAUGAUCGUGUUGAGAUCAAGCAGCUGGAUGCCGGCGUUGAUUUUCUCAUUGUCAACAGCAGCGACCUGAUGGUUUGCCAUGAUCGCUUUGUGGAGGAUGAGUUCGAGGCGAAUGAUCUGCGUAUUACUGGACUGACGCCUUUGAAUAUGGAGCGCAUCUGGCCAGAUGACGCAAAGCGGCUGGUGCGCAACAAGUUCUUUAAUCGUCCCACGGGCAAAGUCUUUCGUGUUUUUACUGCCAAGGUGGACUUUUGUUUUCAUGAAACCAUUUUCGUGGAAAACGUUUAUGAUGAAGCCGGCAAUGAUUUGAAGAGUCUUGUGCUCAAUAAUUUGGCAGCUCACAUGGACGAAAGUGUUAGGCCUCGUCUGCUGAAAACGGCAGCCGCGGCGAAGCCCUACGAAGAAGCAGCAGAGGGCUUUUUAGAAAAAUAAGCUGUAAGAACAAAACUAAACCAAAUUUAAGUCCAAAUAAUUUUUGCA
Drosophila busckii is the source of this 2252-nucleotide messenger RNA. RefSeq names its product putative ATP-dependent RNA helicase SoYb (gene fs(1)Yb). The coding region runs from base 171 to 2204 and encodes 677 amino acids. The transcript has 2 exons. Gene Ontology annotation, molecular function: nucleic acid binding; ATP binding. Lineage: Eukaryota; Metazoa; Arthropoda; Insecta; Diptera; Drosophilidae. The record is from RefSeq and is a predicted model, not a curated record. Gene Ontology annotation, biological process: germ-line stem cell division; transposable element silencing.